Molecule: messenger RNA, 2711 nt
Organism: Megalobrama amblycephala (Wuchang bream)
Lineage: Eukaryota; Metazoa; Chordata; Actinopteri; Cypriniformes; Xenocyprididae
Gene: bmf2
Product: BCL2 modifying factor 2
Exons: 4
Coding region: 261-887 (208 amino acids)
Biological process (GO): positive regulation of apoptotic process; negative regulation of autophagy; apoptotic process
Cellular component (GO): myosin complex
Source: RefSeq, a predicted model, not a curated record
ACCAACAACACCGACUCCCGCCUCUUUAGACUAAUUAACAUAUCAUGUGAUGUCAGCUCAAAAUGGGCGUGACUUUCGGCGCGCUCGUGUCCAAUACAAACAACUCGAGCGGAGGGCGCAGAAUGAAAACGGAGCGAGUCCGUGUUAGUAAAUACAAGCACAGUGAAGACGGAAUAAAAGAGCGCUGACACAAAAAGCGGAAUAAAACAGUACUGACAGGCACAUUCAAGCACUGGCGGGCAGUUUUGCUGACUCCGCCGAUGGAUGAUGAGGAGGACGAACAGCUUCCUCAGUGCUGUGAAACACCGCUAAGAAACAAGAGCUCAGAGAACAGAGACGCCCACCGUGGAGCGGUUAACAGACACAGGCGCUUUGAAGACAGAUCCACGCAGACACUGAGCUCUGUCCUGAAUUCAGUGAGAGACGGAGAUAUGGCACCGUUCCAGGGUUCAGGGAGAGACGCAUCAUCUCCCUGCGGAUCUGUGGAUGCCAGGACUGCAUUCAGGGCUCACUGUGGACCCAGGGGCCUUGCUUCACUUACUAUGGCCUCUGGGGCUCCAGGGCCAAGAGCACUUUUUUAUGGAAAUGCUGGAUUUCGUGCACACUUCCCCGCGUUGUUCGAACCUGUCCCGGAUGGCGUACAAAACGUCGAAGAAAGAGAGGCCAACGAAGGGAGAGCAGAAGAAAAAGACGACGAACGUGACAUGAGAAUUAGCGUGGAGAUUCAGAUUGGACGUAAAUUGCGUGAAAUGGGGGAUCAGUUUCAGCAGGAACAUCUUCAGCUGUUCAUUCACAGGGGCCGGUUGGGUUUGUUCCAGUUAGUGACGUCAAUCUACAACUUCCUUUUUCCUCAAGAAGGACCCCAAAAUGCAAGAGCACAGAGAUGAGAGGCCACAGCUCACCUUUUCAGGACCCAAAUAAGUUUUACACAGCACUGUAAGAUGUGCACAGAUCUGGAUUUAUGUGGCUCAAAAACUGUUGUGGAAAGAAGGUUGCCGCUGGUCAGACUUCCCUCCUUUUUCCGAAGAAGCCAUUCUCAAAAUGGAGCAUUGGAGUAAAUUUUCUGCAGGUUGCAUAUCAAUAUAAAGAUAUUAAUAUUCUGCCUUAUGUUUUCCCAACAUACGUUCACACAUGAGCGGAUCUCGGUGCAGUGGAUGCCUUAAUAAAACCCUCAGAAGAAGGAAGAACUGAAGAGCUGUGAGAACACUCAAGGUCAACACUUAUGUGGGCGUUUGAGUAUUUGUCCUGACUUUAUUAUUACAUCUUCUGAACUGUGACGCAUCCAGAACAGAAUCUUGAUCUUUCCCUGCUGGUGUAUCACGGAUUGUGCUUGAUUCACUGCUGUUAUCAGUGUUAUUGGGACAGAACAGAUGUGAUGAUACAUAAUUCCAGAGGCCAGUAACAUACUUCAGAAAGAACUGAAAAAGUUUUGUUUAAAUGCAGAAAAACAACUUGAACAUCAGGUUUUACUACCUGUAUAUCAAUAAUGAGCCAUUUUUGAGAAAAACAAAAGAGACAGAUAUGAAUUUUGUGAUUUUAAAAUGCUGAAGAGGAUCAUGUUUUCUCAUUAAGAGAGAAUGUACCACAAAAAUUAUGAAAUAUUAGUUUGCCUUAAUGAAUUAAUUCUGCUGUCAUGUAUCACAGACAUCACAUAAUGACAUGAUAUCUCUCAGGCACUGAAGUAUUACUUUAGAUAUCAGUGUUUAAAGUAUCUCUUUAGUAAUUGGUGAUUAUCAAAAUGUGCUCAAAGAGCAAUACACCAAAUCAUCUGUUACAGUUCAACUCAAGCGAUAAAUGCAAUCAUUAAUAUUUAACAAAUAUAGCUACAAGUUACCUAAUGAGAACUUAUCCAAGUUCUAGGAAGAGCUGUGUUGAUAUGUAUAUGUCAAUCAAUAGUUAUUAUAAAGAGGAUUAUUACUGUAAAUGUCUUAAGAGGGAAAGUGUCCUAUGGAUAGCAAAAAUAUGCUUUAAUUAGAGGGAUAGUUCGCCCUAAAAGUAAAAUUAUGUCAUCACUUACUCACCCUCAUGUCAUUCCGAACAUUCCUGUGUAAUCUCCUUUCUUAAUUGCUGAAAUGUUACAGAUUUUCGCCAGAGCAGCGCCAUUUUAAUUUUGGCGCGAACAAGGCUGCGAGGGAUUUAAGUAAUGACGAAAAAUCUUUCCACAAAAAUUUCAAUAGAUAAAAAUUCCAUAAAAUUACAGUACAUACCAAGACUGUCCAGCCUCGUUUCUUCCUCGUAAAAUUCUAUGGGUUUGUAUAUGAUGACAGAUUUUGCAUUUUUUUGUGAACUGUCCCUUUAAGGACGAGGACAAUAAUGAACUCAGAUGUGAGCGUGUUCAAUUUGAAGCGAUGUUACGCAGCGCCGCUUCAAGUCGAACAAACCUGUAGAUUUACUGAAGCGUCCAACGAGAAGGCCAGAUGGCAUCAUGUGACUGGCUUAUGAUCUGGCGCUGAUAUGAAUAUUUAAGAGUUUGUAUAUGAUGUGCGAUAAAACGGGGGAAUUUAUUUUCCAUAUAUAUAUUUGUAAGACCAUAUUGUAAAGUGAAAUUAAUAUAAAUAUGAGAUUAAUAAUUUAAGUUAUAAAAAUAGAUAUCGUUCCAUUGCUGGUUUCUUAAAGGGUUAGUUCACCCAAAAAUGAAAAUGAUGUCAUUAAUUACUCACCCUCAUGCCGUUCCACACAUGUAAGACCUUCGUUAAUCGUUGGAACACAAA